UCUUUACCGCUUUGGCAGCUUGGGCUUUCUUUCGGUUUUCACUCUUCUGCAACUCCUUUUCUUACUCCAAUGGCAGCUUCCCUUCUUCUCCCUUCUCCCUUUUUCAACAACUGCGGGGAUUUUUUAUGUAGUUGAAUUUGUUGGGUUAGUGCGCUCUCAUGAUCUUGCUUGAACCAUUCAGGAUAAGCAAAGUGUGCUUACAUCACAUCCAGUCGGGCUAUUUUCACAAAGGCCUCACUUUCUUCUCUGGCCGUCUCCCAAAAAAGAAUUCCAGCAUUUUCAUGGUUCCUGUUAGAGCCUUUGCCCUCUGCUGCUAUGCCUCCAGAACUUUUGCUUCUGUUGGCUCAUUAGAUACGGAUGUGGCAGGCCGAGAAAGUCAUGUUUCAAAUUCAAAUAACUUUCAGACGUCAGUUACUUCUUUUCAGCAUUCAAGUGACAAAUUGGAUGGGAUGAAAGAUUUUGAGAGAGAACUGCAAGAGUUAUUUGAUGAGGUCAAAAUGAUGAUUAUGAUGGGGAACCAAAAUGAUGCCAUAGACCUACUUCAAGCCAAUUAUGAGGCGGUGAAGGAAAGGAUGAAUGCCGGUGUUAGAGGCAUUGAAGAAGCUGCUACCAUUGACAUCAUAGCUCUAGGAUACAUGGCUAUUGGUGACGUAAAAUUUGUUAAUGCCCUACUGGAUAUGUUGAAUGAAGUUGUUGACAGUCUAAAGGAUGAUGAACCACUUCUGGAUUCCGUUCUCGUGCAUAUGGGAAGUAUGUAUUCAACUUUGGGGAAGUUUGAGAAAUCAAUGUCUGCAUAUAGGAGGGCUAUUGGUAACAUGGAGAGCAUUUAUGGGAAAAAUAGUGUCUUUCUUAUCACACCAAUUUUGGGCAUGGCAAAAGUUCUCAGCUCCAUUGGAAGAACUUCAAAAGCAGUAGAAUUCUACCAUCGUGCAAUAAGUCUUCUAGAAUCAAGUAGAGGUGCUGAAAGUGAGGAUUUGGUCAUACCUUUAUUUGGUGUUGGCAGUCUUUUACUCAAAGAAGGAAAGCCUGUUGAGGCAGAAAGUCCUUUUCUAAGAAUUUUUGACAUUUACAAGAAGUUAUACGGAGAGAAUGAUGGAAGAGUUGGAUUGGCCAUGUGUUCUCUGGCACACGUGAAGUGUGCAGUGGGAGAUGCAAAUGAAGCCAUCUCUUUAUAUAGAAAAGCUCUCCAGGUCAUCACAACUUCCAACUAUAUGGCUUUAGAUGACAGCAUAAUGGAGAAGAUGAGGAUAGAUUUGGCAGAGUUACUUCAUGCUGUUGGAAGAGGGAAGGAAGGCCGAGAGCUACUGGAGCAAUGUUUGAUGAUCACUGAGAAAUAUAAAGGUAAAGAGGACCCGAGCUCAGCAACACAUCUUAUUAAUCUUGCAACGUCCCAUUCGAGGUCGAAGAAUUAUGUGGAGGCUGAGCGCUUGCUGAGGACAAGUUUGGAGAUCAUGGGAAAGACAGUGGGGCCUGAUGAUCAAUCCAUCACAUUCCCAAUGCUGCACCUUGCCGUUACUCUCUACCAUUUAAAGCGGGAUGAAGAAGCUGAACAGCUUGCCCUGGAGGCUUUGCACAUCCGUGAAAAAGCAUUUGGAAAAGAUUCCCUUCCUGUUGCGGAGGCUCUCGACUGUUUGGUGUCAAUCCAAACUAGAUUGAAGAAGGAUGAUGAAGAGUUGCUGGAGCAGCUAACGAGGGUUUUGAGCAUCCAAGAGAGAGAGUUUGGCCCCGAGGGUGAGGAGGUUAUGAUAACCCUGAAAAAAGUUGUAUUCUACUUAGACAAACUAGGGAGGAAAAACGAAAUUUUCCCUUUGCAGAAAAGAUUGUCUGCACUUGGAAUGAAAUUCAAGCAACGGAUUCAACAUUAACAGCAAUACUUGUGUUUUGUUCUGCGCUUGAUUAUUUUUUAAAUACAAAUUUUUAUAUUUCAAACGAUGUCGUUUUGCGGCAAUUAUGGCGUGCAUCGUUCAUUAAAGUCAACGACAAUAAUUACGGUGUUCUUCA
Prunus persica (peach) is the source of this 2001-nucleotide messenger RNA. Its product is annotated as nephrocystin-3. Lineage: Eukaryota; Viridiplantae; Streptophyta; Magnoliopsida; Rosales; Rosaceae. Bases 159 to 1865 code for a protein of 568 amino acids. The transcript is spliced from 9 exons. The record is from RefSeq and is a predicted model, not a curated record. Gene Ontology annotation, molecular function: protein binding. Gene Ontology annotation, cellular component: chloroplast. Gene Ontology annotation, biological process: chloroplast organization.